UGCUACAUGUUCUCGCGAGAUUACACGGGCAGGGCGUUCUGUUACGUGGAAGUCACGCAGAGACAAGAAGAACACCGCCGGAGCAAACGGGAUUCCUGUGAGAUAACAUCAAGCAGUCAGCUCGGAUCAGCCGUCUCAUCUCAUCCUGCUCCCGCGGGCUGUAUCGAAUAACUAGAAACUCUAUUUUACCAGAAGAUGGCCUUAUCUGGGUGGGUGUGUGUGGUUACUGGUGCCUCCAGGGGCAUUGGCAAGGGGGUAGCUCUCCAGCUUUCGGAGGCAGGAGCGACUGUCUACAUCACAGGACGGCAGGAGAAGACUCUGAAACAAACUGCGGCUGAGGUGAGUGAAAGAGGCGGCAAGUGCGUGCCGGUCAUCUGUGAUUCUACAAAAGACAAAGACAUCGAAGACCUUUUUGAGCGGAUUAAACAGGAUCAGAACGGCAGACUGGAUCUGCUGGUUAACAAUGCCUACGCUGGAGUUCAGAAUAUUUUUGACAACAUGGAGAAGAAGUUUUGGGAAACAGAUCCAGCCAUUUGGGACUCCAUCAACAAUGCAGGUCUCAGGGGUCACUAUAUUUUCUCCGUUUAUGGCGCCAGACUGAUGGUGGCUCAAGGUCACGGUCUGAUAGUGACCGUUUCAUCCAUGGGGGGACUAAAGUAUGUCUUCAAUGUGGCGUACGGCGUUGGAAAGGCAGCAUGUGACAGGUUGGCAGCUGAUAUGGCAGUUGAGCUCAAAAGUCGGGGAGUGGUUUCUGUCAGCCUGUGGCCGGGGCCGGUACGAACAGAGCUGAUCACUCAAUUUAUGCAGGAGAGUGAUCCAGUGAUGAGAGGGAUGACUCAGGGUAAACAGAUGAAAGACGUUUUUGCCAGUGGAGAAACAACGGAACUGAGUGGAAUAUGCAUAGCCAACUUAGCAAAAGAUAAAAAUCUCAUGUCACUGACUGGGAAGGUGCUCAUGACCUGUGACCUGGCCCGGCGUUACGGGAUAAAAGACGUUGAUGGUCGGAGUGUAACGGAUUUCACGUCCCUAAAAUUCAUCCUGACCCAGGUUCCGUACCUCUCCUGGCUCUCUGCGGUUGUUCCCUCAUUCAUCCGCCUGCCUCGCUUCGUCCUCACUUUGGCUAGCAGCCACUUCUAACAACCUUCCACGUCAAAACCAGUGUAGUAACUGAAAGUUAUCAUUCCUACAGUUUAUCUUCAUAGCCAAUUGAAAUUCAUGGAACAUAACAAAAAAAAUAUCACUCCAGAUGUAUUUAAAUGAUAUUUUUUAUUAUUUUAAGUAUACACAUUUAUUGGACUUUGAAUUGUGUUUUUGAAGCAGAUUAAGUGUAUUGCACAUUACUGUCCACUUAAUAUGAGUUUAGUAGUCACAAAGCGACCAUCCAUCCAUCCCUUAGCUGUCUUAUCCCAAGCCUAAUUGUAAGGACAGCAGCCUAAGCAAAGAUGCCCACAUCUUCCUUUCCAAAACUGCACAGUUCCACUUGAAUCAAAGGUUCAACUUUUUGCAAAUUUUCUUCUCCGGAUGAGUUGUGGAAUCCCCGUUGUAGUUGGAGCACUUCUUUGACAGGUUGACAUUGGACUGCUCAGAGUCAGGGUUUUUUGUGGCUAAAGCUCUCCAGGAUGUGGAAGAUCAAGACCCUUUUGACAGUGGGCUUGGUCAGACGGUCCCAACAGUCCCAAAUGAGCAAUUGUUGUCUUUUGCAAUAAGCCCUGAGAUUUUGUAAGAAGUGUAAAGUUUGCACCAUUUUGUAUAUGAUUAUGCUGUAAGGACAUUAAAUUUUCUUUUUAAAUCCA
This is a messenger RNA of Oryzias melastigma (Indian medaka), 1793 nucleotides long. It is a transcript of the gene dhrs1, whose product is annotated as dehydrogenase/reductase (SDR family) member 1. The coding region runs from base 196 to 1137 and encodes 313 amino acids. The record is from RefSeq and is a predicted model, not a curated record. The transcript is spliced from 9 exons. Lineage: Eukaryota; Metazoa; Chordata; Actinopteri; Beloniformes; Adrianichthyidae.